GCCCGAGUUGAUUGCCUGCAAUUGCUAGAGCGUCAAAGUCAGUUGUUAUUCGAGGCUUGCAGCGCUUGGAAAAUAUUUCGGAUGAACAGCAAUGUAUGCGCUAAGUCUGUUUGCAUUGGUCCUGCUUCUUUACAAGUUUUUGGUCUGGAAUUUCGGGCAUUGGCGUAGGCGUGGCAUUAAGGAGCCGCGUGCCUGGCCUCUGCUCGGCUCCUUUCCAAAUAUUGUAUGGCCGCGGCAGCAUUUCACCAACGAUAUGCGCGAUCUUUACAUGCAGCAUCGUGAGACCGACAGCUAUGUGGGCACAUUCUUGCUGCGUGCGCCAAAGCUGCUGCUGCUUGAGCCUAAGCUGAUCAACGAGGUCUUUGUGAGCGCCUUCAGACACUUUGAGAACAACGAUGCCUCGCGCAUGAUUGACACCAGCAAGGAUCAGCUGGUGGCUUGCAACCCCUUUGUGCUGGAUGCUGAUGAGUGGCGUCUGCAGCGCGGCAUCUUCUCGCCACUGCUGACCAGCGGGCGUAUACGCAAUGCCUAUACCAACAUGCAACGCGUUUGUGGCAAGCUUUGUGCCUACAUAGAGCAGCAGUCUGGCAGCACAGAUGGCAUGGAUCUGGGACUGCGCUAUACCAGCGAGAAUCUGUUGGACUGUGUGCUGGGCAUAGAGGCACAAAGCUUCACCUUGGCGGCACUGCCUGUGGCCAAGCAUAAUCGUGAGAUGUCUGAGAACAAUCGUGCAUUGGCGCUGGCAGGCGCCUUGAAUGGACUUUUCCCGCAGCUGCCGCGCUGGCUGCGUCCGAAAGUCAUACCCAAGUCCUAUGAUCGCUUCUUUGGCGAGCUGGCGCACGAGGCUUUCAAGCUGCGUCGUGCCAGUCACCAGGAGCGUAAUGAUUUCAUCAAUCAUUUGCUUGAUAUGCAGCAGGAGCACAUGCUGAGCGAAGCGCAGCUAACCUCACAUGCGAUGACCUUUAUGUUUGACGGCCUGGACACAACGUCAUCGACCAUAGCUCAUUGUCUGUUGUUGCUUGGACGCUAUCCGUCGUGUCAGCAGCGACUUUGGGAAGAGCUGGCUGAAGCUACAACCUCGGAGCAGCUGUUGCCAGACUUUGAGGUGCUCUGUGAGCUGCCCUAUCUGAACGCCUGUGUGCAUGAAAGCCUACGCAUCUAUCCGGGCGGCGGCUGGGCAUCCAAGACCUGCACCGAGGCCUAUACGCUGCAUGGCAGUCAUCACAGCCAUCCGCUGCAGCUGUACCCGGGCGAUAAUGUGAUGAUACCCAUAUAUGGACUGCAUCAUGAUCCCAAUUAUUAUCCAGAGCCGCAUCUGUUCCAGCCCGAGCGCUUUUUGAACGGUGGCCUGAAGCGCUUUCAGUCGCUUGGCGUCUUCUUGGGCUUUGGCAAUGGUCCGCGUCAGUGCGUAGGCAUGCGUUUGGCUCUGGUGCAGACCAAGGCCGCACUGGCGGCCAUAGUGCGACAGUUUGAAGUGCGUGUGGAUGCGCGCACUCUCAAGGGCAUCGAACUGGAUCCGCUAAUAUUUGUGGGCGCUCACAAGGGCGGCAUCUGGCUAAACUUUGUUAAACGCACAGCUUUCAAAUAGAGUGGCGACUGCAUUGAGCAAAAGCAUAAGCAUAUUAUUGACUUAUUGACAGUGUUUGCUACAUUGGCAAAU
This is a messenger RNA of Drosophila busckii, 1660 nucleotides long. RefSeq names its product probable cytochrome P450 28c1 (gene Cyp28c1). The record is from RefSeq and is a predicted model, not a curated record. Bases 92 to 1588 code for a protein of 498 amino acids. Lineage: Eukaryota; Metazoa; Arthropoda; Insecta; Diptera; Drosophilidae. Gene Ontology annotation, molecular function: monooxygenase activity; oxidoreductase activity, acting on paired donors, with incorporation or reduction of molecular oxygen; iron ion binding. The transcript is spliced from 5 exons.